Molecule: messenger RNA, 792 nt
Organism: Nicrophorus vespilloides
Lineage: Eukaryota; Metazoa; Arthropoda; Insecta; Coleoptera; Silphidae
Gene: elm
Product: calcineurin B homologous protein 1
Exons: 3
Coding region: 137-706 (189 amino acids)
Molecular function (GO): calcium ion binding
Source: RefSeq, a predicted model, not a curated record
AUUGUCAGAACCUGAACCAAGUCUAAGCAAGAUUGCAUCGGUCAUAUGAUAAGAUAAACUAGUUUUCAUUAAGCUUGAUUAAAGUCCUCAAGUUAAUUAAUUAACCUCCUGCACUUUGUUUUGUGACGACGUCAAAAUGGGCAACAGAUCAUCAUUGCUUUUACGCGAAGAGGAAAUUUCGCAGCUGCAACAAGACACUGGAUUUACUUCCAAUCAAAUUGAACGAUUGUAUUCACGUUUCACCUCCUUGGAUAGAGGAGAUUAUGGUUCAUUGAGUCGUGAGGAUUUCUUGAGAAUCCCUGAAAUUGCCAUCAACCCACUUGGAGAAAGAAUUGUGAACAGUUUCUUCGAAGGUGACACUGGUGAUAGAGUGAAUUUCAGGCAAUUCUUGAGUGUCCUAGCUCACUUUAGGCCUGUGAAGAAGAAUAAGGAGAACAAGAAUAACUCAAGGGAACAGAAAUUGCAAUUUGCUUUCAAAAUGUAUGAUCUGGACAAUGAUAAUAUGAUCACAAGGGAAGAGCUCUUGGCUAUUCUUCACAUGAUGGUUGGUGCAAACAUCGGCGAGGAGCAGCUGAGCAGUAUUGCGGAGCGUACAAUUUUGGAGGCGGAUGAGGACGGUGACCAGAAAAUUUCGUUUGAGGAAUUCUGCAAGGCUUUGCAGAGAACCGACGUGGAACAGAAGAUGAGCAUCAGAUUCCUAAGUUAAAUUGAACUAAGUUUUCUCUCUUUUUUUAAGUAUUUCAUUCAACGUAUUUAUUUGUAAGCAGAUAUUUAUUGUAUAGAUUUGUAUAG